Racocetra persica is the source of this 125-nucleotide messenger RNA. Lineage: Eukaryota; Fungi; Glomeromycota; Glomeromycetes; Diversisporales; Gigasporaceae. The record is from the annotation of a GenBank genome assembly.
AGAAAAAUAAAAAAUGUCGCUAUACAAUUUGGUCUGGUCUUAAAAGGGCAACAUUUGUGCUUCUAGAAGAACUUGUAAUUGAUGAAAUGGUGAUUGAAGAAUAUGAUGACGAAAGAAGAAACUAA